UGUACUCGCUUUAGCUGGCAUCGCUAUUCGUUUGCUCAUUCCGAUUUUAACCAGCGCAGUGGCUCGUUGUGUGCUUCUCGCUAUUUUUAAAAACACGUGGCUCGGUGAUUUUGUUCAUAUCAUAACCUACAACUUACAGAACUUCAUGAUAUCUUGCUCCUGCGCCAGACUGUAAAAAAAUCGAUUACCGUUUGGAACUAGCUAACCAAGAAGAUCCAAAAUGUCUUACGAAUCUAACAGCGGUUUACCACCGCCUCAAGAGUUAGAAUCUUUUCUGCCGCAAGAUGAAAAAAAAGAAACGAUCGUCAGCACGAAAUACAACCUAACAAAAGAAAAAAAAGAUGCUGAGAUCGGUGACUUUGAUCCCUUCGUGGAAAGAAAGUUGGACAACCCCACUUCGAACAUGGACACACUCACUCAUCUGCUGAAGGCUUCUCUGGGAACUGGUAUCCUUGCCAUGCCGAAAGCUUUUGCGAGCGCGGGAAUUGUAUCUGGCGUAUUCUUCACCAUCUUGGUUGCUGUUGUCUGCACUCACUGCUCUUAUAUCCUUAUCAACUGUGCCCAUGUUCUCUACAAGAAGACGCGUAAAACCACCAUGAGUUUCCCUGAGGUGGGAGAGGCAGCGCUUAAUAACGGACCUGAACCUGUCAGAAAAUGGGCUAACAUUUUUAGAAUCUUUAUCCUCGUGAGUCUGUUCAUAACGUACUUCGGUACGUGCUCCGUUUACACCGUCAUCAUCGCCAAAAACAUAAUGCAGGUGGCUCACUUCUACAUGCCGGACCUUAAGAAUAACCUCGAAAUAAGAAUAUUCAUCCUCUUUCUGCUGAUACCUCUAAUUUUUAUGGUUUGGAUCAGAAAUCUGAAGUACUUGGCACCAGUCUCCAUGAUUGCUAACUUCUUCAUGGCUCUCGGCCUUGGAAUAACGUUUUACUUCUUGGUGGGCACCGAAAAACUCAGUUUUGAUAAGGUGACCGCGGUAAAACCUUAUAGGGAAUGGCCUGAAUUCUUCUCCCUUACUAUCUUUGCGAUAGAAGCUAUCGGUGUGGUGAUGCCAUUGGAAAACUCCAUGAAAACUCCUCGCUCCAUGCUGGGGAUUUGCGGGGUGCUGAAUAAGGGAAUGUCAGGCGUGACUCUGGUAUAUAUUCUUCUGGGAUUCCUUGGAUAUUUAAGAUACGGAGAUGCUGUUGAAGAUUCCAUCACCCUCAACUUGGUUCCCCACCCCGAUGACCCGAAAAUAUUUGAAGUGCUCGCACAGAUCGUCAAAGUCGCCAUUGCUAUUGCAGUGUAUUGCACGUUCGGCCUCCAGUUCUUCGUUUGCGUCGAAAUCAUGUGGAAUUGCAUAAAAGACAAGUUCACCGAAAGGCCAGAGCUUGCGGAAUACAUCAUGCGGACCCUCAUGGUCACUGCGUGCGUAUUACUUGCUGUCGCAGUACCGACAAUUGGGCCACUGAUGGGAGUCAUUGGCGCUUUUUGCUUUUCUAUUCUCGGAUUAAUUGCCCCGGCAUUCAUCGAAGUUAUUACGUUCUGGAACAUUGGUUUUGGACCGUAUAAGUAUCUUAUCUGGAAAAAUGUGCUCGUUUUAGUUUUCGGUCUCUUUGCACUUGUGUUUGGAACCAAGGAUGCUGUCAUCAGCAUUAUAAAUGUAUACAGUUCGUAAUCAUGGGAACUAAAGGCAUGAGGCUAGGGUUGCCAGAUUUUCUAUAUUUUAAUAUUUUACGGGAUAUCCCAGCCUAUAUACAUUAAAAAAAAACCCAUAUUUUGGAUAUAAUAAUAGGAUACAGGGAAAUAGGUAGGUACCCACUCGUAUUUUACAACACAAUUAAGGGAGGUUUUUGAUAAACUUUCCAAGCUUCUACAAAAAAAUAGUACAAUUGAAUUUGCGUUUGUAAACUUUGGAUAUUUGUUUUUGAAGAGUAUUUCUAUACAAGACAUAAUAUUUUGCCACAUCAAAAGCGUGGUAUAUAUCAUUAUCUUCGACCUUUAUUUAUGUUUUUCUAUAAAUAAGCUGCAUUAUUUACUUGGAAAAUGCAAAUAUUUGGCCAUAAAAUGGCUUUAGCGCGUCGAAUUUAAAAUUUAGUUUUUUACAAUUCCUAAUAUUAUAUGUAUAGAUGUAAGAUAUUCAUUUACGAUAAUUUUAUAUAUAUAGUACUUAUAUCUAUACUAGGAAGACCCGUUCUAUAUAUUUUUUAUAACUUUUAUACCUUAAUUAAAAAUACCUUCGGUAAAAAAAUCUCAACCUUGUAUUUUAAUGCUGAUUUUACCCUUUAUCAUAAUAUGGCGGACGGCAACCCUAAGUGCGUGUGCGAUACUAUAGUGUGAUAGAUAGUAAGUACACAACGAUGCUUCUUAUAAGAACAUAAGUAUACUUAAGUUAAAUUUAAAUUUUGUUAGAUUAAUCCUGCAAUGACCGUGAUGCUAUAGUUUCAUAUUAAUAAUGACAAUGCUGUUUUGAAGUGGUGCUAUUAUUAUAUUUUUAUCAAUAAAUAGUAGAUAUAAUAUCUCUGCCGUAUGAAAUAUUAUCUAUGAAAAAAUUAAAGAACUUGUUUGCUACGCUAAGGCGCUGUGCAAACGUAGACACAUUCAGCGGUUGACUUGGGACAUCGAAACCGGCAACUAGAUUCAGAAGCAAAUUAAACAUAAAAUUUGGACUGGACUUAAUUUUAAUUUCAAAUCAAAGCCAAAUAAAGUCUAGUGAUCGCUAUAAAAGUAGAAGACCGAAUACAAGCAAGGUGCCUUAUGUAUCUACUUAUAGAAGAUUUUUUAAACUAUGCAAUGGUGCCAGAUCUGUUGUUCACAAAUUCAUAAAAUAAAUUGACGAGUAGGAGCCUUCAUGCCUUUCGUUACGCUUCUUGUAGAAAGGGUUGUUCUUUUUUUUGACUUGUUAGUUCAGUUAUGUAUGUACAGCAGAUUUAGCACUAAUUUGAAUAAAAUACAUGAGUUUUGUAUCAACUUGCUCAUAUGCAGUUUUUGCCACUUUUGGCCACUUUUUAGUCUACGGUCGAUGUUUCGAGAAGACAUAGAGCCGGCAUCUAUCGGGUGCUAUCCUGUGUCGAGCAAAAUGUCUUUACGUCUGUGCUGCGAUUAAGCGAGUAUUCUGCGACGCAAGCCCAGCAGCGUAGAUUUAAUUUUAUAUCGUAUAAUCAAAUAAGGAUUUAUUCUCGUCCCGUAGGUAUGUAUAUGUGUAUCUGUUUAAUGAGCAGGCACCCUCCAGGUACCUACUCAUCUAUUUCUGCGUCAUGCUAAUUCUAUACCUACAUAUUAUCCGGGUAAACUUCGCCUCAGCAUAUGCCCAGCCCAAGUUUAAUAAAGUAGAUACCUACUUAAUAUUUAAAUAUAAAAUUUCAAUUGCAUUCCCAAAUGGCGUGAUGUGUUGACAGUUUUGAAAGCUGUAUGUCGAUUGUUUGUAGUCACAAGUGUGGAAACAUGCAAAUAGGUUCGUUCGUUUUUGCGGUUAACCCGUUAAAGGUAUAAAAACAGGCACAAUGGCAUUUAUAAUAUUUGUGUGGAUAUGUAAUGUGGAGUAUUAAUUAGAGAUGUUAGGAAUCACUUUAUAAAAAAAAAAAACUUCAAAAAAAUUAUCUGUUUGUGUAAGUCAAUGAUUCAUGAUUUUACAGGUGCAUUUUGGUCUGGCAUAGAAAACUACUUUACAGACAAUCCCCCGGACUUUGGAAUUGAUAGGGCCUUCACCCGGCUAACGUUCGAUAUUAUUUUUAAUUUUAUACCUACCUUAUAUAUGGCUUAUGAAUUGUUUUUUUGUGCAAAAACACAUUUGUUUAUUUAUAUUCACUCCGGCGAACAGUAUACUUAGUGGUGACAACCAUUGCAAUUUGUUUAACAAAGAAAAUGUAUUUACUCAGCUGGAAUACAUACAUUUUCUUUGUUAGACAAAAAGGAAAAAUACUGAACUAUUCGAAAUCAAUCAAUCAUUCCUAAUAAUAAAAAAGAAACAGAGUAGAAAUCGGAAUAAAAAUAAUAAAAAGUAAUAUUCAAGUACAUUUUCUUUUAAAUAAGACCGACAGAAACUAUAUGAUUGAAAACCCUCAAAAGGGGGUAGCCCUUACGUACGUUCAGAGUUAUUUUUAAUAAAUAGUACAAAAAAUGCAAUUGUUUACAUAGUAAACGACAAUGAUGACCUCAAAAGACCUUUUCUAAAUUAAACUCGGUACAGUGCUUAGUUUUUAAGAUUAAAUAUUGUUGAAUAUAUUUAUGCCCAAUGCACUUUUGUAAAGUGCAAGGCAAAAACAACAGAAAUUGUUUUCGAACAAACACAUUUUAUUAUUCAAGUAGGUACCUAGGUUAAUGUAUGCAGUAUGAAGGUUAUAUAUAAACACAAUUUUUAUAAUAAUUUUAUUUUAUUAUGUUACAGAAAACAAUGAAUAAGACGAAAUUAUGAAAGCAGCUGUUACUCGUUAAUUUAGGAACGAAUUUAAAAUCGAGCACGAUGAGUUGUGAUAUACCUAGUAUAAAGAAAUAUGUAAAGCGAGUUCUUGUAUUUUGUACCAACACUAUUUACAGUUUGUAGAACCAAUUGGUUAAAAUCGGAUUACUGUAUUUGUUGAUAUAAUGUAAUAUAAAGUUCGUAAACUUUUAUUAGCACAUUGGUGACCCCAAAAAAUAGGUCAUUCAACAAUAUCAUAUAUUUCUUUCUAGUUUGCGCCAAAGCUAAAUAUUAUGUUAUGAUAUAGAGUUUAUACUUUAUAGCUCCUUUUAAUAAAUAUUAAGUAUCUCCGAAUUCAUAUAGGUAAGGUAUCGUUAAUAAACCUACUUCUAUCUAUCUUACUAGAUGCGAUGAAAUUGUACGAAAUAUUUCAUUAUUUGGAAUGCACAUAUAAACAAAUUUGUAUCUUACAUAUGUAUUUUUUUGCAUAAGCAAUAAACUUUAAAUGUAGACUGGAAUUUCUGGGAAUCAUAGAAUUUAGUUGACAUUAUAAUUAGACAAUUUUAAAUGCAAUAUUUCAUCUGAAAGUUUACGAACUGUGACCAAAAUGUUUUGUGCCUUCAUAUUGAAGUAUUUUAUUUAGCUUUUAGAUAUUAUUAUACAACUGGUAUGUACGGUUUUUUUUAUGGUAGUAUUAUUUUAUGUUGUUGUAAUAUCUUGUUGAUAUUACAACAUCAUUGUAUAAAGCCGAUAAGUUCCUAUAUUCUAAAAUAAUAAUUUAUGAAAUAUUAUUUUAUGCGGAGUCCCUUUUUUCCAUUGAUUAAUUUGAUUGAAAAUGUAUAACCAAAAUUGUAUUGUCUCCAAUAGUUUUACAAAAUAAAAAACAUCCACCGAAAUCGUCUUUCAUUAACCGACUUCCAAACGAAGGAG
This is a messenger RNA of Pararge aegeria (speckled wood butterfly), 5308 nucleotides long. It is a transcript of the gene path, whose product is annotated as proton-coupled amino acid transporter-like protein pathetic. Gene Ontology annotation, cellular component: vacuolar membrane. The record is from RefSeq and is a predicted model, not a curated record. Gene Ontology annotation, molecular function: amino acid transmembrane transporter activity. Gene Ontology annotation, biological process: amino acid transmembrane transport. The transcript is spliced from 9 exons. NCBI's taxonomy places the organism in Eukaryota, Metazoa, Arthropoda, Insecta, Lepidoptera, Nymphalidae. The coding region runs from base 221 to 1657 and encodes 478 amino acids.